Molecule: messenger RNA, 1302 nt
Organism: Symbiodinium sp. CCMP2456
Lineage: Eukaryota; Dinophyceae; Suessiales; Symbiodiniaceae
Source: the annotation of a GenBank genome assembly
AUGGCUGCUCCGUCAGCCUGUAGAACCAACUUCUCCCGCUAUGGUGGCAUGGCUGUGGGGCUGGCCCUGGGUGCCGUGAUCGGGUGGACUUCCCGGGGCAUGUUGGCAGUGCCCACUGCUGGCCUGCAGAAGAUUGCUGCGGCACCAGCCUCACGGACCGGCAGCCUGAAUCCGGAGGAUCCAGGAGUGGUUCCGGAUGUUCCGACCGCGCGUGGAGAGACAAAAGAUCCCAGUGACGGUAAUGACACAUUGCAGGGCGAACCUGUCCAAGGUGAGCCUGCGCAGAGCACAACGGCGACCGAUGAGCUCGACCGAGACGGUUCCUCUACCACGGGUGCCGCAGCUGGAUUAUCUGGUCCAGCGGCCAAAACCAAGCCCUUCCCGGCCAAAAACUGCGAUGCGCAGGCAAAACUUUUGUCUGGAUAUUUUGGGAUUUGUGCAGAAGCCAGCUGGUCUUGGCUCCGGAGUUAUCUGGCACCAGAACAGCAGAGCAGGGCCGCUGUUGUGGUUGACAUUGGUUGCAAUAAGGGAUAUUCCUCUGCUCGGGUGUUCGAGCGAUGGCAGCCUCGUGCUGCGCUAAAUCAGCAAUCACUUGGUCAGGCCCAUCAGAAGCUGGGAACACCCAAAUUCUGUGGGGUUUGCCAGGAUUGCAAGGAGAAGCCUCUAAAGGUGCCAAAGGGUGCCCACGGCACAGUGAUGCCCGUUGUCCACUGCAUUGAUGGUUCACCCAGGACGUUAAGCCGCACCACGCAGGCCAUGCAGCUGGCGUCCCCCCCGUGCAUGGCUGGAAUGCACUUUCAUAAUCUAGCCUUCACCAAUUUCACCGGGACAGUUCAGUUUGGCGACUGUGAUGCUAUGGAAACCUGCAGCAUGCAUAAGGGAACUCCGGUGACAGUGAAGGCGAUGAAGCUUGAUGCAUUUGUCGUCCAGGAAGCCCUCCGUUUCAUUGAUGUACUGAAGAUUGAUGUGGAAGGUGCAGAGCCCUUGGUUCUCCAGGGGGCCAUGUCCACGUUGAAGUCUGAAAAAGUAGGCUUCGUGCAUUUUGAAGCAAACAACGAUCCCAAAGAUGCUUGGAAAGAUUUCGAUAUCUCGUGGAUGGUGGCCACCUUGGAUGAUCUUGGGUACAGCUGCUUCAUUGAGGCAGCCAAGCAGAAGAAGGGCAAAUUCCUGGUGCGCUUGACUGGCUGCCUGCAUUCGAGGACAUUGGUCAAGGCUACAAGGCGGUUCACGCAGUACAACGUCGUUUGUGCAAAACGUGCAACCUUAGCUGAGGAGGCUCUAAAGGUAUGGGCGCACCUGUAG